This is a messenger RNA of Paramuricea clavata, 922 nucleotides long. The record is from the annotation of a GenBank genome assembly. Lineage: Eukaryota; Metazoa; Cnidaria; Anthozoa; Malacalcyonacea; Plexauridae.
AGUAAACUCGCACAGUGUUAUGGCUUCUGCCAAUCUGCAAGAAAAGGCAAAUUUUACAAGACUCAGUAGACUUUUGGUUAACAAAGGAACUGAAGCUUUGAGAAAUACAUUUGACGCUGUUCAUCCUCCUGCCAACCUACAGGCAGUUCUAGCUGCAAACAGAGCAUCUCUUUUGAAGUUAAAAUUUCGAGUUAUCAAUAAUCCUCAGUGGGAUUUACUGUUCCCUCCUCCAUCCGGUAACCCGCCAAAUUCCAAAACCUUUGAUGUUACAUUACUUACAGUUCUGUUCCGGAACAUUUGUGGCUUACCAUCAACAGGAUGGAGUGCAAUGCCUCCGGACACGGACAGGUCAAUGCAAGCAAAUAUCGUACGACUCAAGUUCCUUAGAAACGAAAUUUAUGCACACGUGACGUUAACUCAAGUGGAUAAUGCAACAUUUGAAUCGUUAUGGCAGAAAAUUUCCCAGACUUUGGUAGAAUUGAAUAUUCCACAGCAUGAUGUCGAUGAUUUAAAAACUUCUCCUUUAGGACGUGAAGAAGAAAUAUAUGUGAAGAUACUUGAAGAAUGGAAAUCACAAGAAGAAGAUUCUAUAAAAAUGCUAGAAUGCUUGAGUGAUGAUGUUAAAUCCAUGGAGAGUUCUAUAAAUCGUUUGACACAAAUUGCUGAAGAAAACCGCGAUGGAAUGAAACAAAAGAUUAAAAAUUCGAUCACACGUCAUUCACAAGCAUCUAAGGAUACCAAUUAUCAGAAUAAUUGCAGCAAAGAGAAUGAUGAAUAUCUCUUACAGAAACUUGCGAAGCAUAACUUCAAGAGUAAAAUUAGAAGUAAAGUCAAGUUUUUCCAUCCUGGCACAAGAGAGUGGUUUUUAAAGGAAGUUGAAAGGUUUUUCAAAAAUGAGUAUAAAAAAGAGUAUAAAAAAUGA